AUGGGGCCGGCGGAUCGCACUCUCUUUGUGGGCAACCUGGAAACUAAAGUGACCGAGGAGGAGCUCCUUUUCGAGCUUUUCCACCAGGCGGGGCCAGUAAUAAAGGUGCAAAUGCCAAAACAUAAGGAUGGUAAACCCAAGCAGUUUGCAUUUGUGAAUUUCAAACAUGAAGUGUCUGUUCCUUAUGCAAUGAAUCUACUUAGUGGAAUAAAACGUUUUGGAAGGCCCAUCAAAGUUCAGUUUAGAUCAGGAAGUAGCCGUGCCUCACAGGAUGUUAGUUUGUCAUAUUCCCAGCAUCAUGUUGGAAAUUCAAGCCCUACCUCCACUUCUCCUAACAGACAUGAAAAGACUAUGGAUAACAUGACUCCGUCACCACAGAUAAUUCAGAGAUCUUCCUCUUCUCCAGAAGAUUUUCAGAAACAAGCAGUGAUGAACAACAUUUUGAGACAGAUGUCAUAUGGCGGGAAAUUCGGUUCUCCACAUCUUGAUCAAUCAGGGUUUUCCCCAUCAGCUCAGUCACAUAAUCAUAGUUAUAACCAGUCUUCAAGCUCCCAGUGGUGUCAAGAUAUACCAUCAUCACUGCGUAAAGCCAGGCAGAGUUCUCAUCCCUACCUAGCAGACAGACCCUGUAGCUGUGAGCAGCAUUACAGAGGACACAGAGAUGAUUACUUCUAUGAAGACAGGAAUCACGAUGGCUGGAGCCAUGACCACGAUAACAGGAGAGACAGCAGUAGAGCUGGACAGUGGCAUUUUCUCGAAACUAACAAGUGUUCAAAGGACAUUGUUUUUAUAGGGUCAUCCUAGGCCCUUAGGACUAAGUUGGUCUGGAAAUGUUUUGUUAAAACUGUACAGAGCAGUUUUAUAAGAUGCCACAUUUCUUUAUAAAACUUUUAAAACAUGUAGCUAUAGUCUAAUACAGAAAUGAGAAGACUUGUGAUUACUGU
Myotis daubentonii (Daubenton's bat) is the source of this 944-nucleotide messenger RNA. RefSeq names its product RNA-binding protein 7-like. The coding region runs from base 1 to 804 and encodes 267 amino acids. The record is from RefSeq and is a predicted model, not a curated record. NCBI's taxonomy places the organism in Eukaryota, Metazoa, Chordata, Mammalia, Chiroptera, Vespertilionidae. The transcript has a single exon.